UUUUGUUUCCUGGUCGCUCGUCGACAACCCGACGGCCGUCGCCUCUCGUUUCCCCGUCACCACUGUGUGUCUGAUUACUGUGUCCCGCUAUUCGUUUGUGGCGUGCUGACUUCGCUUGUCGUCGCCGUAAUCCCGUGUCCGUUGCAAAGGUGACAGGAAUAAUCGCCGCCGUUUGUCCACGGCCCGCCCCUUCCACCAGCGAUCACCACCGGACACCGUCGCGUUACGAGUAGUCCCUUGGUCGACCGAUAGCGGUACGUCGUACGCGAGUACAACACGGUCGGUUGUAACUACGCCACGUCCGUUCCGUCGAAGUGUGGUGCUCCACUAGUCCCCGGCCCUACUGGCUGCACAUCCGUUCGCCGACGCAUGAGAAUACGUAUCGGCAGAGACAGUUCCGAGCAGAUAGAUUCACGUCCCGGCCCACUGUUAUUGUUGUUAUGUUCCACGACUGCGCGCCGUCUCGGUGGGACUGCAGGCCUAGAACAGUUAGCGUCUGACACGAACCCUCCGUGCACGAUCUUUUUGUCGUCUUCGAUCUGACUGUAUACGCGUGGGUGCAUACGUGUGAUGUUCAAAGAUGAGUUCGCCAAAAAGUAAACCCAUCGCCUACCGUUCAUAUUCGACUAAAACCCAGUCUACCAAAGUUUUGAAUGGUGAAUAUAGCGGUAGUGAGAGUGAAUCAUUUGAUGACACUAACAAUGGUCACAGAACGGCAAUUAGACAAGAACCUCAAGGACAAGAGACACAUAAAGACUUCACCAUAUCAACAUCAUCAGCUUAUGACACUUUAAUUAUUCAUAACGAUGAUGGGUCUAGAUUUAGUUCUGGUAUACCUAAAUAUCGUUAUGGAAAUAGAGAAGAAAUAAAAAACCAGGGAAAUAAAAAUGGGGGGCGACAGAACAUUGAUAUGGGUGUAAGAGAAAUAACCAAUAUACCAGAUGAUUAUCUGAGUCAGUCACACGUUUUAAAGCAUCUUGCCAAAGAAGUCAAGGUAGAUCCCUCAAGACGUGAUAUUAACUUAUCUCGAUGGCAUGAUACAGAUAAAAAUUCAUGGUUAUCAGAAUAUCGACCAGUUCCUAUAAGAAAUUUGGUUAAAUCAAAGUCUCAACCAAAUCUGGGUACAGGAAUAUUGAAAGUUGAACGUUCUGAAACAGAUCCCAUGAGACAUACAUUAGGAAAUACUAGAAAAGAUCAAAAAAUGUUGUCUAUAGUUGACUGUUUAAUGAUGGAAAACAAAAGUCUGAAAAUAGAAUUGGAAUCAUGCCAUCAAAAAGUUGCCAAAUCAUACAGGCUUGAGCAAGAAGUCUCCAAAGUAUAUCGUUCUCAUCAGGAACUUGUAGAAUCAAGUGAAAGACGAGAAAGACUUGAACGAACAGCUAGACUAAAACUUCAAGCUGAAGUUAGACGUUUACAAGAAGCAAACCGUGCUUUACGUGAUCAAUCAUUGUCUUCCUCAAAUACAGUAGAUUCUAACCAAAUGGUAAAACGUGAAACUGUAAUAGCUCAAUUGAUAACUCAAAAUAAAGACUUGUUAGCUGCUAAAGACCGCCAAGAAAUAGAAUUGGCUGCUCAACGUGCUACACUUGAAGAACAACGUACUCAUAUUGAUAUAUUGGACACAGCAUUAACUAAUGCUCAGUCCAAUGUUGUUCGUCUAGAAGAAGAAUGUCGUAAAAAGCAAGUUCAUGUAGAAAGAGUUGCCCAUCUGCAAAGAGCAUUGUCUUCUCUUCAACUAGCUAGUGAUCGACGUGAGCAGACUGAACGUAAAUUAAGACUGCAAUUAGAAAGAGAACUGCGGAAUGAACGAGGACGCCACAAUAACACUUCUCAAGAUGGUUCAACUGACAAUGAGCCUGGUGAAAGUUUGCCCGAACUGAAACGUAUGCUUCGUGAAAAAGAUGAAAAAAUAAUGCGACUAGAAGGUGAAGUUGCUAAAUGGGAACAACGAUAUUUAGAAGAAAGUGAAUUAAGGCAAGCUGCUAUAGAUGCAGCAAGUAUACCAAAGGAUGCAAAAAUCGCAGCAUUAGAAAAAACCGGUCAAGAAAGUGAAAAACUCAUUGCAGAAGCGCGGUCAGAUAAGUUAAAACAAAUGGAAGAAGUACAUACAGCACAAAAAAAAGUCAGCGAACUGGAAUCGCGGAUGAAAGAAUUGGAAUCAAGAUUGGCCGAACGUGAUGCAAUGAUAAGAGUGUUGCAAAAAAAACAUAGUUUUGAAAAAGAUGUCUCUGGUUCAUAUCCAAGUAUAUGUCUUGGUCAUCAUACUCCACACUCAAGUCUUAAUACUACAGAUUUAACUUCUGAUGACCUUGGAUUUGGCUCAAACAAUUCAUAUACAAGUAGUGUGGACAGUACUUAUCAUCAUCAUCAUGGUAAUAAGUAUUCAUCUGCAAAUCAAAGUUUUGAUCAUAAAUCAUUAGAUGAUCAAUUAAAAGAAUUAGACUCACAGCUACUGAACAAGAGAGGUCUUUGCUGUUUUCCAGGCUUCUCUCAUACGGGCUCUUUGUCGCGAAAAGCGAAAACACCCCAACCACUACUGGAGGCUGUAACUGGCAAUUUCCUUGGUCACCGAGCUGAUGACAUCAUGCUUUUGGAAAAACAGGGUUUGUGUUCUCAAGCACAACGUCAAACACAAGAGAGCCGAUGUGGCAGUUUGCCUCCUAGUUCACUUCCUCGGCCUAAACGUCAUAGAAAAUCUAGCAGUAAAGUUGGAGAGUAUGGUCGUCUCAGCGAUACAGAUGUCAAAUCUAAAGAAGUAAAAAAAUUAGGUGAAUAUAGUCCUUUCAGUGAUAGCCGUAAGAAUUCUUUGAAUUCCCUGGAUACAUCAAGUGAUACUAGUACAGCUCCAAAUACACCUACAGAAUGUCCCAGCUCAGUGAAGUAUGAACCAUUAGAACGGUCACUUCGACAGUCACCCUUACCGCCAGAUGGGUGUUACCGUAGAUCCAGCCACGAGUCUGACGAUAUUACAUCCAGAGAAUUGUCAUGUACAGGGCCUAGAGAAUCUCCAUCUAGAAUUAGUGUUACCCGAGAAUCGAGAUCUAGUAUUACAAGAGAAUCCCCAUCCAGGGCAAUAAUGGUUGGUCCUAGAGACUCACCAGGUAAGAGUAUACUUGAUCCACCCAGAGUCAUGGCUAGAGAAUCUCCAGGUCGUUCAUUUUACAAGGAUACACAAAGAAGUUUUAUACCUCCACCUAGAAAAAUUGAUUUUGCAAGUUUGGGUUUGCCAGAUUCAAAUAAGAUGACAAAUGUAGAAUCAAAAUUAAGGAUAUUUUCUCCAGGAGGAAUGCAAGGAAGAAGAGGAUCAUUGCAAAGAGAUGGGAUUUAUAAAGGAGAUUCCAAUAACAAAAAUGGUGUGCGAUCACUACCCAUUCCUAACAAAUAUAGAAUUCAGUUUUGAUUUAAUAUGUAAUAUGAGUUAAAUGACAAACUAUUAAAUCAUAUUGAUAAUGUUCUUAGCCAGUUCAGAUCUAAUACUAGUUAUAUUUAAUUAAGCAUAGUCAUGUUGUUAAUCAUGUUAGCAAAAAAGUUGCAGUCUUUUAGCGUUACAAGUUAACGUAUAUUGAAAAAUGAUCUGCUAUAUUUUGCUCUAAUUAUUAUAUACUAUGUGCACAUUUAACAGUAAAAAGAAAAUUGUUAAUUUUUGUGCCCUUUGAUAAGAAAUCAACUAUCUUAUGAUUUAUGAUAACAAAGUAACAAUAAAAAAAAAAAAAAAUGUAUAUCCAAAAU
Sipha flava (yellow sugarcane aphid) is the source of this 3729-nucleotide messenger RNA. RefSeq lists its product as uncharacterized. NCBI's taxonomy places the organism in Eukaryota, Metazoa, Arthropoda, Insecta, Hemiptera, Aphididae. Gene Ontology annotation, cellular component: plasma membrane; bicellular tight junction; cytoplasmic vesicle. The record is from RefSeq and is a predicted model, not a curated record. The transcript is spliced from 12 exons. Gene Ontology annotation, biological process: actin cytoskeleton organization; regulation of cell migration. Bases 581 to 3400 code for a protein of 939 amino acids.